GAUCUGGUGGAUAAACAUCCAGCAGACGUAUACACCACAGCUAAACGUGUCAAAUUGGAUUGGCCUACACUGAGCGAGGACAGUGUAAUCUUGCAGGCCUCGAAUUUUCAGCUGCGUGGCAGCAGCCUUCGCUGUAUUCAUGAAGGAAACUUGGUUCAGCGGAUCGUAGUAAAGUAUACACUUCUCCGUCACCUUGAUAAUCACACAGCACCAGUGUGCCUUCGGAAAAUUCAACGGCAGCAGCACGACGUCUACCCCAAAUGCAUGGACUUACUGUAG
Messenger RNA from Phytophthora sojae, 279 nucleotides. RefSeq lists its product as hypothetical. The record is from RefSeq and is a predicted model, not a curated record. The annotation marks the transcript as partial. The transcript has a single exon. NCBI's taxonomy places the organism in Eukaryota, Oomycota, Peronosporomycetes, Peronosporales, Peronosporaceae.